AGAAGUUUCGACAAAGAUACACCGAUAUAAGCAGACAAUCCACAAGACUCUCACUUGUAUCUUUUUCUCGCUAGAAACCCUUCACAUCCCAGAAUUCUUACCAGCAAAGGUUUCGUGAUAUUUUUUCUCGCAGUGUGUGUCACUUAAGCAGGCCGAAAAAAUAAGAUAAAUAAACUUGGAAAACCCCCUUUUAUUCUUUCUGCCCCAAACGCUCUUUUUCCAAUUGACAAUCACCCCUCGUUGGAAUCCUCACCAGACCUUGUCUACGCCACUAGCGCACAUAUAUAGCCCUUCUUCUCGAAGAAAUCAGAGUUCCAGCCGUCUGCGGUCUUUCUGAGUUUGUCUUUUUAACCAGCUCGUAUAUUUGCAGGCUCCACACAUAGUCCCACUAUUUUCACUAUUAGUCCACUAACAUUUGUCCACUAAUAAGUCACCACUUCACUAUUAGAACCAAUUCCACUGAUAGUCUCAUCCUUUAGUUUUUUACUAAUUUCUAUUCUACUACAUCCAUCAGUCUACACUGAACACUAAAAAUGAGAGUAACCCACACCAUCGCCAACUUGUUCUUUUUGGCAGGUACCAUCCUUCUCCUCAUCUUCGUUGUGUUGUCUGGAUCCUCAGACCACUUUCCGUUGGACGAGUUCUACUGGGUUUCUGCCGACACCUCUAACAUAAGUGGAGCUCCACUGAGAGCAGCCUGGACUUUCUGGGGUGUUUGUGAAAAGAACAACUACACCGAAUGUCAACUGGGCCCAGCCUUCCCAAUUUCCCCAGUUGAUAACUGGGACACCAACGUCAACGUUCCUCAGAAGUUCAUCGACAACAGAGACACCUUCUACUACUUAUCGAGAUUUUCCUUUGCCUUUGCCUUGAUUGCCCUUGGUUUCAGCGGUUUGGCUUUCAUCAUCGAUAUUCUUGCCUUCUGCCUUCUUGUUGUCGACAAGGUGGUUAUUUUCUUGGUCACCAUUGGUCUUUUCUUCUUGGCCGGUUUUGCUGCUUUCCAGACUGCAGUUGUUGUUCUUGCCAGAAACGCCUUUAGGGACGCUGAUCUCAGCACUUCGAUCGGAGUCAAGUCGAUGGCUCUUUUGUGGGCUUCAGUUGCCUGUUUGGGACUUGUUUGGCUUAACACCUUCUCGUCCAACAUUGCCAACUCGUACAGAAAGCACAUGUCUAGAGUCCAGGCUAACAAGGCUGCUGAAGCCGGCCUUGAACCAGGUCCCGUUGGCGACGAAUCUUCUUUUACCAGAGCUGCUCCACCAGACGACCACAAAGAAGAAGACAACAGUGGAGGUAUCAGAUUCUUCAAGAUCAAGAGAAACCACAAGACUUCCGACGAAGAAAGCGUUUAGGUUGUGCAAUCUACAACUUCUUCAAUUGGUUUGAACGAUCUACGCUACAGUACUACAAUUAACAGUAUCGACGUAUAACUAGUGCUUGUACUAGUGCUUGUACCAGUAUUACCAUACCAUGCUCCGCUACGGUAAAACCUUUUUCUUAUUUUCUUUCCACGUUCUAAUAAUUUCAUUUUCUCUGCUCAAUAGUUUAAAGUCUCUAUAGUUUUAUUUGUUAUAAUACAGUAUACCUUAU
Scheffersomyces stipitis CBS 6054 is the source of this 1587-nucleotide messenger RNA. RefSeq names its product Sur7p (gene SUR7). Bases 534 to 1349 code for a protein of 271 amino acids. Lineage: Eukaryota; Fungi; Ascomycota; Pichiomycetes; Serinales; Debaryomycetaceae. Gene Ontology annotation, biological process: endocytosis; fungal-type cell wall organization; septin cytoskeleton organization. The transcript has a single exon. The record is from RefSeq and is a predicted model, not a curated record. Gene Ontology annotation, cellular component: membrane raft; plasma membrane; cell cortex.